AUGGCGACAUUAUUCAGAUCGAUCAGCCGGUUGAGCCCGCCCAUGAAUGGUCAGAGUCGCAUUCGGACCAUAACGACAUUAUCCUCCAACCCCAGCAUUAAAGUUUUUCCUCACCCUUCUAAACCAAAUACCCACCUCCUAACGUACCUUGAAACAAAUCCCCCGAACCCUUCGCUCGCCAUCGGCACGACGACCACAGUUCCCCCUACGCCCAACAGUUUCCGCGAGAAUCCUCGUUUUCUGACCAUCCUUAACGAUGUGCUCGCCAAGCAUGCUGCAAAUGACCCGGACUUAAAGGCGCAGGCACAAGCGUUUGCGUCUCCCGGAGGCUUCAGCUUCAUCCAGGCGGGCCGCAGCGGCCGUGGAGGGUCCGGAGGAGCAGGGGGUGCGAGUGCUGAAGGCGGGGCAGGAGGAGCGGGAGUUGGGGGAUGGGUGCAUCUGAGUGACACGAGGAAUCCACCUGAGUUUGGUAGGAUUGCAUGGCCGGAGGACAUCUUUGGCAGUGUUGAGGUCAAUGGUAAGGGUGAGAUCAUUGGGAAUUAUCAGCCAAGCGGGACAUAUCGGAUCAUUACGCCCAACGGGAUGUGA
This is a messenger RNA of Thermochaetoides thermophila DSM 1495, 588 nucleotides long. RefSeq lists its product as uncharacterized. The record is from RefSeq and is a predicted model, not a curated record. The transcript is spliced from 3 exons. Lineage: Eukaryota; Fungi; Ascomycota; Sordariomycetes; Sordariales; Chaetomiaceae. The coding region runs from base 1 to 588 and encodes 195 amino acids.